AUGGGAAAAUGGGGUGCCUUGCUUGUGUUGAUUGUGCUAGUUACAGUGCAUGCAAAUGCUGCACGUAAUGUGCCCAAUGGUGGUGAUGUAAGUCAACAGCAAACUCUGGGUGUGCAUGCAAGUGCACCACAUGCAGAGUCUUCAACCAGAAAUGGUGUGGGUGACAAGAAAAACUUUUUGGUUGGUGGGGUUGGUGGAUUUGCUGGGAUGGUUGGUUUUGUUGGUGGCGCAGGGGGGGUGGGAAAGGUUGGUGGAGCUGGUGGUGGGAUCGGUGGAGGGAUAGGCAAGGUUGGUGGAAUUGGUGGUGGGAUUGGUGGAGGGAUUGGAAAGUUUGGUGGAAUUGGUGGUGGGGUCGGUGGAGGGAUAGGCAAGGUUGGUGGAAUCGGUGGUGGGGUUGGUGGAGGGAUUGGAAAGUUUGGGGGAAUUGGUGGAGGGAUUGGGAAGUCUGGUGGCAUUGGUGGUGGUGCUGGAAUAGGUGGCUUCCAUGGCAUCGGUGGUGGUGCUGGAAUCGGUGGCUUCCAUGGCAUUGGUGGUGGUGCUGGCAUUGGUGGCUUCCAUGGCAUUGGUGGUGGAGUUGGAGGUGUAGGUGGUGCUGGUGGUGGUUUAGGUGGUGCUGGUGGAGGUUUGGGUGGGAUGGGAGGUUUAGGUGGUGCUGGGGGUAUUGGAGGUCUAGGUGGUGCUAAUGGUGGAGGCUUAGGUGGUGGUACUGCAGGUGUGGGAGGUUUAGGUGGUGUGGGAGGUGUAGGUGGUGUUGGAGGAGGUGGUGGUGGUGGUUUGGGUGGGGCUGGUGGAGGAUUAGGUGGAGCUGGUGCUGGAGUGGCUGGUUUGGGUUGA
Messenger RNA from Sphenostylis stenocarpa, 834 nucleotides. NCBI's taxonomy places the organism in Eukaryota, Viridiplantae, Streptophyta, Magnoliopsida, Fabales, Fabaceae. The record is from the annotation of a GenBank genome assembly.